AUGGAGAUAUUUCCUCGGUUGCCAGAGGAAGUAGGUCGAGAGUGUUUGCUCAGAGUCUCUUUUCGAUCUCAUUCCACUCUCAGAGCUGUCUGCAAGAGCUGGCAGGCUGUGGUGGAUAGCCCCUGCUUCAAUCAGGACAGAAAAAGAAGCGCCACUUCAGAACAGUGCGUAUUUUUUAUUCAAGCUCUUCCUGCCCCUGCAGAUUCUGUAAUUGAAAAGGCCCACAGAGUGCCCACUUAUGCACUCACUUUAUAUGAUCCUCUGCAAUGCCUCUGGCAGAGACAAACGCCCCCUUUUCCUGAACUGAGCGAUGGGAUUCCCCUGUUCAGCGAGUGCAUUGCAGUGAAGAACAAAGUGAUUUUGAUCGGGGGAUGGCAUCCGGCCCGCUGGGAGGCAAUCAAAUCUGUUUUUGUGCUCGAUGUCUCGUCUGGCAGAUGGAGCAGAGGAGCCAAUAUGCCCACCGUUCGAUCCUUCUUUGCAUGCUCUGUUUCUCCUUCAGACGGGCUGUUAUAUGUUGCAGGUGGGCAUGACGAAAAUAAGCGAGCUCUGAGAGGAGCGGCUGUGUAUGAUGUGGGGCAAGAUAAAUGGGAAAGUCUUCCGGACAUGAUGGAAGCUCGAGAUGAGAGCCGUGGGGCUUUCGUUGAUGGGAAGUUUUAUGUGAUUAGUGGGUAUGAAAGUGAGGCGCAGGGGCGAUUCAAGCAGAGCGCACAAGUUUAUGAUCCGAAUACGGGGCUCUGGAGUAGUCUGCAGAACAUGUGGCCCAAUUGGGGAUGCCCUCGAUCUUGCUCCUGUAUAUCAGCUUUUGGAGGGGUUCUUGCGUUUUACAGAGGGGGAGUUUUGAGCUACGAUUCGAAGGGCAAUGAGUGGCAGCAAAUCGGGGCUCUGCCUUCGGGGCUGGAAUGUGUUAGAGGCGCUGCAGUUUGGCGGGAUAGGAUUUUUGUGACUGGUUCGCAAGUGGGUAGAACUGCUCAGAGUUGUUACCUGUUUGAGCCUCCGAGUUUUAAUGGAGGGAAAGGAGAGAUGGGGUGUGGAAAGUGGAUUCCUUUGGAGCGCCCCCAAAACUUCGCGGGAAUUGUGCAGUCUGUCGCCACUCUUGAAAUUUGA
This is a messenger RNA of Cryptomeria japonica (Japanese cedar), 1104 nucleotides long. RefSeq names its product F-box/kelch-repeat protein At1g80440. Gene Ontology annotation, biological process: regulation of phenylpropanoid metabolic process; negative regulation of cytokinin-activated signaling pathway. The transcript has a single exon. Bases 1 to 1104 code for a protein of 367 amino acids. Lineage: Eukaryota; Viridiplantae; Streptophyta; Pinopsida; Cupressales; Cupressaceae. The record is from RefSeq and is a predicted model, not a curated record. Gene Ontology annotation, molecular function: protein binding.